Chinchilla lanigera (long-tailed chinchilla) is the source of this 1785-nucleotide messenger RNA. RefSeq names its product transmembrane protein 220 (gene Tmem220). The record is from RefSeq and is a predicted model, not a curated record. NCBI's taxonomy places the organism in Eukaryota, Metazoa, Chordata, Mammalia, Rodentia, Chinchillidae.
GUCAACGACCCCGACGCCGAGCUGUGGGUGGUGGUGUACAUGAUACCUGCUGUGUUGACCCUGCUCGUUGGAUUUAACCCUCUUGUCACGGAGGCUGGGAAAUCCAAGAUCAAGGCAUUAGCACAUAAUUUGGUGUCUAGUGAGAGCCUGCUUCCAGUCACAGGUAGCUUCAUUUGGAAGAGUGUUUCUGCAGCACACAUCUUGUUCUGCCUGGUGUGGGCCGCUGGCUUGGCAUACUCCCUCCUGCUGCACGCACAGCACAACAUCCUACACGAGGAAGAAGGCAGGGAGCUGUCCGGUCUGGUGAUUAUCACAGCAUGGAUGAGCCUCUGCUACAGUUCCUCAAAGAAUCCAGUUGGUGGAAGAAUUCAGCUGCUUCUUGCCACUGUAAUAGCUCUUUUCCCAUUUAUUUCAUGGGUCUACAUAUACAUAAACAAAGAGAUGCGGUCUUCCUGGCCAACACACUGCAAAUCAGUUAUUUAAAUGGACCCAAGAAUGGUGUGUUCUAAAAAUGACAGUGUUCAAUUUCUCAUAAACCUUGGUGUAACAGAACAGUUUCCCAGUUUAUUUCAGGUAGUAUGAGCUGAUACAAGAGAUGAUCUAAAAACAAGAAAUUUGUAAAAGGUCUUGAGAACUUUUUAAGACUACCUAUAAUACACUGUAAGACCGGACAGGACAUGUAAGAAUGAAGUCUGAUGCUCUCUGGCUGCCUUCCCUAAAGGGUACUGUGCUACAAUGUAGUCAAAAGGCACAAGAGUGAAAGUUAAGAAAUCUGACUUUUUCCAGGCACAAUGGCACAUCCCUGAUAGUCAUUAGCUACUCAGAAGGCUGAGGCAGGAGGACCACUUGAGCCCCGGGGUUUGCGGCCAACCUGGGCAACACAGCAAGGCCUCAAGAUAAAUAAAGCAUAAAAAUAAAUUCAUUCUCUAUGUGACUUGGGCAAAUAUACUGUAUAAACCUUCUGGGAGUUAUUUUCUUAUCUAUAAAAUGGAAUACCAGAUCUGCUACUUACUUACUCAGUUGCUACCAUCAAAGUAGAAAUGAAAGUACUCUGAAAAUAUAAAGUACCUGCAAAUUACAAAGGCUGCACAUGAUUAAAACUGAGGAGCACUGAACUACAAGUAGGUUCCAGAGAGGCCUAUUGCCCUAGACUAAUCUCAUGAUACAGAAGCAGUUCAGUGGCAGAAGUGAAACUUAACCAAAUCAACCUUAAACCAAAUCAACCACUGUGUCUUGGAAAAAAAGGAAGUUGGGUGGAGAAAGGAAUUUGGAACCAAUCAAGAAGGAAAGAGAAAAUAUUAAUUACUCAUGAUUAACUUCUCAUUAUUCUGAGAAAUAAGGCCAAAAGGUCCACUUUAUUUUAAAUGAAUGUCUAAAGUGACCCUAGGGAGGAGAGCAGUUUUUAAAGCUGUGCUCUCCCAUAUAAGAGCCAAUAGCUGCACACUGUUUUUGAGCACUUCAAACGUGGCUAGGGUGAUUGAGAAAAUAAAUUUUCAAUGUUCUCCAUUUUCAUUUUUAAAACGAUAUUCAAUUAUUAGAAAAUAUUUAAGUGUGCCUGGAACAACUUGGGCACAUGAAUCUACUUUUUCAGCUGCAACUUUUGAUAUCAACAUGCAAUCAAGUCUUCGCAACGAUGAUUUAAGGUUCAAACAAGUGGGCCAUUAAGUAUAAAACGCACAUCAGAAUUUAAAGAAAUUGCACAGAUGGAAUGUAAACUAUUUUUAUAAUGAUCUCAUGUUGAAAAGAUAUCUUAAUAUAUAUUGAAUAAAAUACUAUUAAAACUAA